Messenger RNA from Acanthisitta chloris (rifleman), 491 nucleotides. RefSeq names its product arginyl-tRNA synthetase 2, mitochondrial (gene RARS2). Bases 12 to 491 code for a protein of 159 amino acids. The record is from RefSeq and is a predicted model, not a curated record. Gene Ontology annotation, cellular component: mitochondrion. The transcript is spliced from 6 exons. Gene Ontology annotation, biological process: mitochondrial translation; arginyl-tRNA aminoacylation. Lineage: Eukaryota; Metazoa; Chordata; Aves; Passeriformes; Acanthisittidae. Gene Ontology annotation, molecular function: ATP binding; arginine-tRNA ligase activity.
UGGUUCAAGGCAUGAAGACUCGGAGAGGAGAAGUCAUUUUCCUGGAAGAUGUUUUGAAUGAAGCUCGCUCAAGGAUGUUACAAAACAUGUCUUCCACAAAAACAACCAAAGAGAUAGAAGAUCCUCUGGCCACAGCAGAAAAGGUUGGUCUUGCAGCACUAAUAAUUCAGGACUUCAGGGGCCUUCUGUCCUCUGAUUAUCAGUUCAGCUGGGACCGAGCUCUUCAAAGCCGUGGAGAUACAGGUGUGUUCCUGCAGUACACCCACGCCAGGCUGCACAGUUUGGAGCAGAAGCACGGGAACACACAGCUAAGUGAUGUGGAUGUGACAUGCCUGCAGGAGCCAGAGGCCACCUCUGUUCUUCAGCAUCUCCUCAGGUAUGAUGAGGUCCUGUAUAGAUCUUCUCAGGAUCUGCAACCCAAGCACAUUGUCAGCUACCUCCUCACACUCAGGCAAGGCUCUGUCUCUUUCAAGCCACUCGCUCAGUUCUAG